Messenger RNA from Rhopalosiphum padi (bird cherry-oat aphid), 3743 nucleotides. RefSeq names its product biorientation of chromosomes in cell division protein 1-like 1. The coding region runs from base 294 to 3074 and encodes 926 amino acids. The record is from RefSeq and is a predicted model, not a curated record. NCBI's taxonomy places the organism in Eukaryota, Metazoa, Arthropoda, Insecta, Hemiptera, Aphididae. The transcript has 7 exons.
AACAAUCGUUAUAAUAAUAUCAUGGUUACUAUAUUUAUAUAGUGACGUUAAACGGUUUUUGACUCUUAUUCUUAUGUUAUUGGCUUAUUGCUACGUGCUGGAGACCUGUAAAAAUAUAGUAAUCUAUGGAUCUUAAACCAAUUUAUGUUAACAAUGUAGUAACUAAUUUAAAUAAUUCAUGAAUUCAUGAUUAACAUUUAAUUUAAUUUUUGUUUUUUUACGUUAAUUUGUUCAAUGAUUAUAGUGUUAAUUGAACAAUAAUAAAAUAACGUUCAAAUACCUAUGAUUCAACGAUGGAGCGGAAAAACGAUAUGUUAGGUUUCGAUGAUAUUGUGUUUAUGCUACUUGAAACAUUGAAGUCUAAUGGCACAUUCGAUGAAAUCCGUAGACAUUGUGUUACUGAUAUUGAUGCCAAGCCAACUUACCAAAACUGGAAACAGCGAAUAGAAUCAAAUGUCAACAAAUUUUUGAGCAAACUAAAAUAUACUCCCGAAUUAAAUAAAACCACUGUUCGAGAACAACUUCGAAAACAUUUACUUGAUGGACAUGAGAUUCAAGAUAUUGAAGAAGGAGCUGAUAGAAUACUUAUUCAAAUACUUGCGCCUCGUACACUAAGUAUUUUUGAACCUAAAAUAUCAGUUGCUGUUGAUGAAUACUUGGGAAUUAAAAAUGAUGCUCCUCCAAUUGAACUUAACAGUUUUAAAGAAUCUAGUAUGGAUUCAAUAAAUGUAUCUAACAUUGAAAAUAGUACUGUUUUCCAUCCCAAAAUAGGUGCUGAUAAUAUACCUUGUGAUAAAACACAAAAAGAUGAUAGAAAAGACUUAAGAUCAUACAAAAAAGAAAAAUCUUCUAGUCUUUGUAAAGAGCCCAAAUUAUUGAAUAGUAAUCGAACUGAUGAUGAAAAUGAUACUGGAAGAUCUUUAAAACAAAAAAGUAGUCAACUUAUAGAUAAAACUUCUGCAUCUUACAAGUCUAAGUCCUCUACUAAUCAUAAAAGUAAUAAAAAAGAUAAUAGUUGUAAAGAAGUUGUAAAUAAAUCUAAAAAGGUAGCUAAUAAAUCUAAAGGUGUUAGUAAAUUUAAAGAUAUUGUUGACAAAUUUAAAGAUAUUAGUAAACCUAAAGAUAUUUUUGAUAAAUUUAAAGAUAUUAGUAAGGCUAAAGAUGUUAUUGACAAAUCUAAAGAUAUUAGUAAGCCUAAAGAUAUUGUUGAGAAAUCUAAGGAUAUUAUUAAUAAGGCUAAAGAUGUUAUUGACAAAUCUAAAGAUAUUAGUAAGCCUAAAGAUAUUGUUAAUAAAGCUAAAGACAUGGUUGAUAAGUCUAAGGAUAAAUCAUUUUUGUCAACAAAUUCUAAUUCUAAUAGUUCUAGUCAUAAAAGUAACCAAACAGAUACAAAAAGAACUAAACGUUCUCUUGAAGAUAAAAAAAAAUUGUCUAGUCUUUGUAAAGAGCCUAAAUUAUUGAACAAUAAUCAAAGUGAUGAUGAAAGUAAUGCAGGAGGAUCUUCAAAACAAAAAAGUACUUUACACAAAAAUAAAAGUUCUUUAUCUGACAAAACUAAGUCAUCAUCCAGUAAUCAUAAUAAUAGUAGAAAAGAUAAUACUAGUACUGACGUUGUUGAUAAGUCUAAAGAUAAAUCUUUGUCAAAGAAUUCUAUUAAAACUGUUGAUAAAUUUAAAAACAAGUCUUUAUCAAAAAAUACUGGUAGCUCUACCAUUACUGAUAAAUCUAAAGACAAAUCUUCAUCAAAGAUUUCUAGUAGUAUUGACAUUAAUAAUUCUAAAAAUAAAUCUUUGACAAAGUAUUCUACUUGCUCAAUUCAUAAAAGCAACCAUAAUGAUUCUAAAAGGCUUAAAGUUUCUCAACCGGCAAAAAAAAAAUUACCCAUCAAUAAUAAAAAUGUUGAAAAAAAUAAAUCAGAAAAACCUGAAUGGAAUGAUUUUCAAAGUUCUGAUAUAACAAAUGACGAACAAGAUGCAGCAAAUGUUUUAUUAUCAAUGAGUUCAAUUUCUUAUGAAAGUUCUCAUGGUAAAAUUAUAACAGAAAAUUCUUCUCCCAUUUCUAAAACCUUAAAAAUGCCUAAAAUAGAAAAUGUUGAUCAAAAGAAAAUUCUACCAUCUAGUAAUAAUGAUAAUAUUAAAGACAAUUCUCGAUUAAAAUCAAAGAAUUUAAAAACAUCACAAUUACAAAAUACUGUAAAAAGUGUAUCAAGCCCUGUUGGCCAUUUGUUUGAGAAAGUUUGUUCUGUUGAUAUUGAAAGUAAUGAAGUUAGUGUACCUGUUAUUGAUAAUGUAUCAAUAAAUAUAAUGUGUGAAAAAUUAGAACAAAAAUCUAACAAUGAUACGGACAUAAAAAUUAAUGAUUCAGCAAAUACCUUAUCCAAACAAAUAUUACAUGAGAAAAUAGAAAAUAAUAGUGUAAAAGUAUUGGAUGAUGACAAAUCACAUUACUCUUUCAAAGGAUUUUCUGAAGCAGAAACUAUUCCGUGUAAAAACUAUAAACUAUUAAAAAAUGUGAUCAAUACCUUACAAGUAAAGAUUAAUAAUCAUGAUGUGAUUAUUGAUGGAUUCAAAGGUUUUAACAGUGUAGAAACUCAUCCAUGUAAACAUCGAGAUAUUGUUUAUGCUGAGCUUAUCAAGUUGAAAGAUAGUAAAUCUAGUUCAGACUUUAUUGGAUUCUCUGAAGAAGACGCUCAACUGAGUAUUGGACAUAAAUAUGUUAUACAACAGCUCGAACUUGCCAAAAAACAAAACAAUGUAGAUAAUCAUCAAGAAAAUGUUAAGUUUGGUAGGAAUGGAAUCCAGAAUGGAAACACGUUUAAUGAAGUUAUGGCAGAAUAUUUAUAUAAAAGUAACAAUGAUAAUGUUACAACAUCAAAAGAGAUCUACAGUAAACCAAUAAAUGAUACUAAAAAAGAUUGUCCUACUGUAAAUAAUAAUCACAAUCAUGACAAUUGGGUUCUUCAACAAGAAAUGAAGUAUAAACUUUUACCUGUAAAGGUAAAACUUGAAAGAUUAAUGGAUUAUAGAUGUAAUAAUGCUAAACGUGUGUCUGACUCUUCACAGGUGCCCAUAUGAUUAACAGUAAAAAAAUAAUAUUUAACAAGAAUCAUGUCUUCGAUUUUUUUUCAUCAAAAAUAAUUGUAAAUAAGGGUCAAAAAGAAGUAUUCUUGUUUAAUAUGUAUGGUCAACAAACAGAACUCUGAACUUAUUUCAAAUAUGGUUGUGUGAUUAUUCCUUACCUUUUCAUUACAAUUAACAAAAAUAAUAAACUUAUUAUUGAAUAUUUUACAGCUUGAAAUAGUAAAUUUAAUAAUUAAAUAAAAACAAGAUGAAUAAUAUGUGAAAUAUUUUUACAUCUAUGCCUUCUCACUCUUUGUUUACUUAUUUAAUUUUGACUUGUUGUAUAAUUUAAUACAUUACAAACAUUGUAUAUCAUUAAAUAAUAAAAUAUUUAAUUUUUGUUAACUCAUUUAAAAAAUUGUUUUUUAAUUUUAUUAUAUUGUAAAAGUGUUUAAUUUUAUUUAUUAUUAUAUUUAAUGUCAUACUAUCUAAUUACAUCUAAAUAAAAUGAUUAUUCAUUAAAUUUAAAUUAAACAUGUAUACCGUUUUCUUUAAUCUUUUUUUUAUGUUAAUUACACUAGAUGAAGUAUAUGAACAACUUUAAUUUUUUUAAAUUAGUUAACAAUUUCUUCAUUAUAAAUUACAUUAAUUAUAAGUCAACAAUCAACUAUUAAAUGCAAAUAC